Rodentolepis nana is the source of this 1104-nucleotide messenger RNA. The record is from the annotation of a GenBank genome assembly. NCBI's taxonomy places the organism in Eukaryota, Metazoa, Platyhelminthes, Cestoda, Cyclophyllidea, Hymenolepididae.
AUGUCCAGUGAAAGACAACAAUCUUUUAUUGAAUGCAAUAUGGGAGCCAAAUCUCCAAUGCCACUCUCUCCGUCGAGAGAAUUCCAUAACGUUCUUCACAUUGAUAUUAUUCCUUCACGUUUCCUCAUUACUCCAGAAAUUGAAAAUCUUCUACGCAAAAUUGCAGUUCAAUUCGUUGGUUUUAUUCAAAAGAAACAUUCCCACUCCCGAGUUGCUGUAUCCUACCCUCAAUGUUGUGGACAAGCUGGCAUUCCAAACUCUUUGUUUCAAGACUUCAAGAAUCCUCAGAUUUGGAGGUGCUAUCCUAAGUUCGAUGUCCACAAUCGUUGUGAAGCAAAAUACGAUCAAAUGUCCCCUUAUGCACAAUCCUGGGACUCUAUUCAUACAAUUUUCAAGCAGUUCCUUUCUUAUCGGAGUUGUAUUGCGUCGAUUCAGUCGCUUCCAGUGGGUCUGUGCCCAUCGAAAGAUCAAACAUUCAUGAAAACCUUGUGUUCUGCCAAGCCUUUCACUCAUUUUUUUGAUCUGCGUCUCGCUGUUCCUACUUUGCAUCCUGAUGUAGGUUAUCUACUAGCAACCCCACCAUCGCUUCCUUGGUCUCUCUCUGUUGCUCUAGAAUUCUUCCACCUACAAGCUGUGAAUGAAGAAGAAAGUGGGUGUAAUAACACUAAUCUCACGACUGACACAGUUGGAGUGCUGAGAAAUUGGAUUGAUUUUAUGCUCUAUGGAACCCUGAUUGAAUCCGAAGAAGAAAAGAUAAAUCAUUUGGGCGAAGAAUGGAUUCGAACAACAAGCAAAUCAUCAGCACAUUCUAACUCUUCUUUUCCAGCAAUGAUGACGCUUGUUUUGGACUGCUCCAGUUUGAUGCCUUCAGAGAUUCCCCAGGCAGGUGAUUUGGAUGAACAGUUUUUCAAAUUAGACAAGGCUUGGCAAGACGCCGUUCAUCUUGGUGUUCAGCAGUCUAGGGGGGGUAUAGUCCUCAUCUCCCCCAAACAGCUUGAGAAUUCAGAUGAUUUGUUUAAACUUUUUGAUGAUGCUGACACGGUUUGUCACAAGCGUUUCGCCCAGUCCAAAGACCAUCAAUUUCAUUUAAAACGAUGGGAAUAG